This is a messenger RNA of Vespula vulgaris, 1221 nucleotides long. RefSeq names its product eukaryotic translation initiation factor 4E type 2-like. The record is from RefSeq and is a predicted model, not a curated record. The transcript has 6 exons. Gene Ontology annotation, biological process: translational initiation. Gene Ontology annotation, molecular function: RNA 7-methylguanosine cap binding; translation initiation factor activity. Gene Ontology annotation, cellular component: cytoplasm; eukaryotic translation initiation factor 4F complex. NCBI's taxonomy places the organism in Eukaryota, Metazoa, Arthropoda, Insecta, Hymenoptera, Vespidae. The coding region runs from base 347 to 1024 and encodes 225 amino acids.
UAUAUAUGUAUGUAUGAUAUGUAUGUGUAUAUAUAUAUAUAUUAUUAUUAUUUUAGAUUCGCUGAGAGAACGAUAUAUUAAAACUAGGAAAUUCUAGUAAAAGAUUAGUAUAGCCAACGUGAGGGCAUUAAACUUCUUAAUGCAAUAAGCGAUAAAGAAGGAGAGAGAUCAACAAUCGAGUUUUUGUAUUUAUAUUCCUACUUGUUGAAAUAUAUCGUUUACAGUAUUUUAUUAAUAUUCUAUAUACAUUUAUACCUCUGCAAGAAACAUGUCCAAUAAAUUUGAGGCGUAAGUGAAACUAUAGUGUUUCUCUGAUUUCAUCGUGCUAUUUUCGCAAGCAACUUUUAUGGAGAUAAAAAAGGAAACAUAUUUUGUGAAUUAUGAUAGUUCUUACAGAUCAAAAACCAAUGAAGACAGUGGAGAAGAAGAAACCCAAUCAAAGGACAGUCAUAAAGUUGAGAAAGAUCUAUUACCUUCUAUAGAAAUAAGUCCUCACGAGCACAAAUUGCAAUAUGCAUAUGCAUUAUGGUAUAGUAGACGCAGUCCUGGUAAACAAACCAGCAUACAGAGUUACGACCAGAAUUUAAAAUUGGUUGGUAGGUUUGCAAGUGUGGAACAAUUUUGGGGUCUAUACAGUCAUUUAGUCAGACCGUCAGAACUAACGACACAUACAGACUUUCAUUUAUUCAAAGUUGGUAUAAAACCUAUGUGGGAGGAUGAGGCAAACCAAAGAGGUGGUAAAUGGAUAGUAAGAUUAAGAAAAGGCUUGGUAUCAAGAUGUUGGGAAAAUCUUAUUUUAGCUAUGUUAGGAGAGCAAUUUAUGGUAGGAGAGGAAAUAUGUGGUGCUGUUGUAUCCAUAAGGUUUCAAGAAGAUAUAAUUUGUGUUUGGAAUAAAACAGCAUCGGACGUUGCAACGACGGCAAGAAUUAGAGAUACACUUAGGAGAGUAUUACAUCUUCCAGCCAGUGCCUCUAUGGAAUAUAAGACUCACAAUGAAAGUUUAAAAAAUGUUCAUAGGCUUUAGAGCUAUGAAAAUCUGACUGCGAUACAUUUCAACCACUUUGUGGAGAUUGUAAAGAUACUUGUGACGUGGUGGCAGUUCUGACGUUCAGAAUAUUUUGCAAAUAAUGAAUUGGGCUAAACAACUGUUCGGUGAACCACUUUAUUCACAAGUGUCAUCAUUGUAACUUAUGUAAAUAAUAAAUACACAUUGCUAAUGGU